AUGGAAUGGAGGUGUGCCGGCGGCGCGCCGUUCUGUGGGGCGAGAUGGGGCAGGGACAAAGGGUCCGAGACCUCUUUGGGCCGACGAACCGUGUGUGGAAAGCAGCCUGACUCGCAGGAGAGUGUCCAGCUUAUCUUCCUCCCAAGUCGGCAGUCACUUUUGCAAGGAGACCUUCAGGAUGUGGACGAAAAUGCUACUGUGCAGGAGCACAGGUGUGAUUGCAUUGACUGCUACUCUUCAUCCUCGGCUCGGGUCAUCCUGGAGGGACGAGUGGAACGAAACGGGGAGGUGGGCGAGAUUCUGUCGGAUGCGUGGGAACAGUACAGGAGAGAAAAAUGGAAUGCCCUCGUCCAGGAGACAAAGAUCGCGCUGUCUAAUUCACCACUCUACGAGUACCUGCAGGAUUUGGGACACACUGAUUUUGAAGUAUGUUCAUCUGUGUCACAGAAGGCAAAGCAAUGUGCGGUAGAGGAAGGCCAGAGAGAGAGGACUGUGCACACUGCCCAGAAACAAAGCAUCCUGUCAAAACUAGUUGAGUUCUUCAGAAGUUGGUUUCCCUUUCCACAAUAUAAGAAAAACGAUGACAUACUGCACCGAUUGGAUGUUGGAUUUCGAUUUGACACGCUCCGUACCAUCCUGCAACAGGAAGUUCUGCUGCAGGAGGAUGUGGAACUGAUUGAGUUCCUUGACCCAAGUAUCCUGUCUGCAGGGCAGUGUAAGCAACAGGAAAAUGGACAGCUUCCAACACUACGCUCCCUAGCAACUCCUAAUAUUUGGGAUAUCUCACUCUUGCUUGCCUUUGUAAGUGCCCUGCUUAUGCUUCCUUCAUGGUGGAAGGAGUCAUCGUGGCUACCGUGGGGACUGGUUCUGCUUGUGUAUGCAGUCUUUCGAGUGUGGGCCACAUGGAGGACAGCCAAGCUACAAAUGUCCCUGCAAAAAUACUGUACCCAGCUGGAAGAAACAGUAGCAAAUAGUCGAGCUUUUACUAAUCUUGUGAGGAAAGCUCUACGGCUCAUUCAAGAGACUGAAGUAAUUUCCAGAGGAUUUACCCUGGUCAGUGCCGCUUGCCCACUUAAUAAAGCUGGACAGCAUCCUAGUCAGCAUCUUAUUGGUCUCCGGAAAGCCGUCUAUCGAUCUGUCAGAGCCAACUUCCGAGCUUCAAGACUGGCUACUCUGUACAUGCUGAAAAACUACCCUCUGAACUCUGAGAGCGACAACGUGACCAGCUACAUCUGUGUAGUCCCUUUUAAGGACCUGGGCCUGGGACUGAGCGAAGAGCAGGUAUCUGAAGAGGAGGCACACAAUCUCACGGAUGGCUUCAGCUUGCCUGCACUCAAGGUUCUCUUUCAGCUGUGGGUAGGGCAGAGUUCGGAGUUCUUCAGGAGACUGGUACUGCUCCUCUCCCCAGCCAACGCAUCCCCCAAGCCCUUGAUCUCCCCUGAACGGUUGCCUCAUCAUAUCUUGUCUGAUGUGACUCAAGGCCUACCUCAUACACAUGCUGCCUGCUUAGAAGAGCUCAAGAGAAGCUAUGAGUUUUAUCGGUACUUCGAAACUCAGCAUCAGUCAGGUUUUGAACGACCGACCAGAACAAAACAGAAGUCAAGAGAGUUGAACAGCCUUCAAACAGCAGUACGCAGUUUGCAGCUUCAUCUCAAGGCACUGUUGAAUGAGGUAAUAAUUCUUGAGGAUGAACUUGAAAAACUUGUUAGCACUAAGGAGACACCUGAAUUAACAACAGAAGCCCACCAGGUUCUGGAACAAAAACUAAAGUUUAUUCAGCCUCAUAUGCAGGCAAGCAACAGCUGCUGGGAAGAAGCCAUUUCUCAGGUGGAGAAAAUGGGUGGAAGAAACCCAAAUAAAAAAGGCAAGCUUGAAGCUUCCUGUGAUAACCUACAGCGUACUUCAGUACCUUUAAUACAGCCUACUGUGUACAUAGAAGACAGAGAUCCCAUCCCCGAAGAACAGGAAUUGGAAGCCUAUGUUGAUUAUUCUGAUAUGGACAAUGAAUAUAAUAGAGAAGCUUUUGACUGCUUUUCCCAGGAAGAGAGAGAGAGACAAAAACGAGAGAGAGAAGAAUCUAAGAGGGUAUUACAGGAAUUGAAAUCUGUACUGGGAUUUAAAGCUUCAGAAGCAGAAAGGCAGAAAUGGAAACAGCUCCUAUUCAGUGACCAUGCUGCAGUGAAACCCUUGUCUCCUGUAGAGUCAUUGAAGCUCCUAAAUAAUUUGGAAUCACACAUGAAUUCAAAUACAGAAAAGCAGGACUGCAACCAAAGUUGUGAUAAAUCUGAAGAAAGCGACUCUAAUUCAGAAGUGAAUGCUGCUGAUAAAAGCAGGACAGAAUAUUUGUAUGAAGAUCCUGAGAUGGAGAGAAACAGAGACAGUUCUACUGAAGAAGGUAUUUCUACAGAGACUGAAGAGAUAACGUGCUAUCGGUAUGAGGGGGAAGUUGAAGAUCUCAAGCCAAGCGAUACGGAUAGAGUAGAAGUUUCACAGCCUCCCUCUGUGGAUGCACUGCAUUCAAAAAUAAAGCAUAGGCUGGCUCAGCUUCACAUAUCAACAGAUUUUAACUUCACAUCUGGUCUGGCUGCACAAGCUGCUGCCAGGUCUUUCUCUUUUACUACAAUGCUGGAACAGACUUUUGGAGAUGAGGAUGAGGAUGAAGAAGAGGAGAAGGAGGAAGGGAAGGGGCAAGAACACGAAGACCUGAUGGAAGAUUUUGAGAAUGAAGGUAGUGGCUCUGAGAGUGAAGGAAAAGUACAAGUCUGAUCUGAACUUUUAAAAACCAACAACAGACAAUUUGGUAGGAAAAAAGAAAAACAAAAAACUAAAUGUAGGGGGUUUGAAGUUAAAAAUGCUGAAUGGAAAAAAAAAAAAAAUUGGGAGACCUAAAUGUAAUACGUCUUGUUCCCUAAGUCUGAGACACUAAAUGGGACUUCUGAGUAUGUGGAAACUUUGCAGGUAAGAUAACUUUAAGCUGCAACCACUAAGCAGUUGGCUGUUGCCUUUUUAAGAUCUUAGUGAUGAGUUUUGGAGAUUACCUUUGUGUUUUCUGGUUUAUUUAUUUAUAUCAUGAAGUGCUGUUGUUGUUUUUUUUAAAAAGAAUGGAAAACAAUGUAUUGAAUUACAUCAGACUGUCUUCUGCUUUCCGAUUUUGUUGUCUUGGAAUCAAGCGUUAGUUCCAAUAAAAAAAAACAGGGCAUUUGUUUUGGAAGAAUCUGAACUGUUCCCUGUGAUCUUCCUCCACCACUGCUCAUGUCCAGAGUGAGUUGGUUGAGCCACUAUAGACACUGAUGAAUCUGUGGCUUGUGGUGCUCCUGGCUAAAACAGAGUCUUAAGUAAAAACUUGAAAGGUCUUGUAUUUUAUGUGGCCUGGGGCAUGGGACUGAAAUGCAUGAAGUUGGUCGUACUUCAUGUUAAGGUUUCUAUAGAAUUUUAUGAAAGGUUAAUAAAUGAUUCAUAAAUGUUGUAAUUCAUGUUAGAGAAAAGUGUAGUACGCGUUAGGGAGGGUUUUGAGCUAAUCAAUAUAAGGUACUAUAGACAAGUAGAAGCAAUUUGUUGGAUUGAUAAUAGGUGAGAAUUAAAUAGCUAUUUAGUAAAAUAGCUAUUAAUCCUUUGUUAACCUUUUAUAAAUUGAGCCUUAAUAUAA
This is a messenger RNA of Meleagris gallopavo (turkey), 3646 nucleotides long. NCBI's taxonomy places the organism in Eukaryota, Metazoa, Chordata, Aves, Galliformes, Phasianidae. The record is from RefSeq and is a predicted model, not a curated record.